AUGUCUCAUCACGGCCACCACGACUGCACUCCUCAACAUGAAGAACAUCACCAUGACUCACAUUGUGCUCAUCAAGCACCAGCUCAUGUCCAUGAAACUCAUGUAGCUUGUCAUGAUCAUCCAGAACAUCAUCACGAUGUUCACGAUUCGCACGCGCAUACACACGGACAUGAUCAACACUGCGAUAACCACGAUGUACAUGGAGAACAUCACCAUCAUCAUUAA
Messenger RNA from Necator americanus (New World hookworm), 225 nucleotides. RefSeq lists its product as uncharacterized. The record is from RefSeq and is a predicted model, not a curated record. Bases 1 to 225 code for a protein of 74 amino acids. Lineage: Eukaryota; Metazoa; Nematoda; Chromadorea; Rhabditida; Ancylostomatidae. The transcript has 3 exons.